Molecule: messenger RNA, 5535 nt
Organism: Aspergillus uvarum CBS 121591
Lineage: Eukaryota; Fungi; Ascomycota; Eurotiomycetes; Eurotiales; Aspergillaceae
Product: DNA ligase (ATP) DNL4
Exons: 10
Coding region: 1-5535 (1844 amino acids)
Biological process (GO): double-strand break repair via nonhomologous end joining; DNA recombination; DNA-templated transcription
Cellular component (GO): DNA ligase IV complex
Molecular function (GO): ATP binding; DNA ligase (ATP) activity; DNA binding
Source: RefSeq, a predicted model, not a curated record
AUGGAUUCCGAUGAAAACAUGGAGGCUUCAAACACUAACCACGAGACUCAAAACCACAACAGCUACCCCAACCGCCCGCACAACCACUCCCCGACCCCCGCCUUCCACACCCUCUUCGAAAACCUCUUCAACCCCCUCAGCGCCAUCAAAAGACAACCCACCUCCUCCUCCACCACCACCGCGCAACGGCCCCCAUCCGCCCGCCGCAAACUCGGGCCACACGGCCAAACCGCCUCCGCCAGCCUGAACCCCGCCGAGCGGCGCCGCGACGUGAUCGAGCGCUUCAUCUCCCACUGGCGCCAGACCGUGGGCGACGACAUCUACCCAGCCUUCCGACUGAUCCUGCCGGACAAAGACCGCGACCGGGCGAUGUACGGCCUAAAGGAGAAAGCGAUCGGCAAGAUGCUCGUCAAGAUUUUGAAGAUUGACAAGAACUCCGAGGACGCGGUGGGCCUGCUGAACUGGAAGCUGCCGGGGUACGAGGCGCGCGGGUUUCUGGCGGGCGACUUCGCGCGGCGGUGCUACGACGUCGUCUCCAAGCGGCCGAUGCGCACGGAGGUCGGCAGCAUGUCAAUUGCGGAGGUGAAUGGGCGGCUGGAUCGGUUGUCGGCCGCCGGGCGCGAGGGCGAGCAGAUGGCGAUCUUGGGGGAGUUUUAUCGGCGGAUGAAUCCCGAGGAGUUGAUGUGGUUGAUUCGCAUUAUUCUGCGGCAGAUGAAGGUGGGCGCGUCGGAGCGGACGUUGUUUGAUGUCUGGCAUCCUGAUGCGGAGGGGCUGUAUUCGAUCUCGAGUAGUUUGAGGAGAGUGUGUUGGGAGUUGCAUGAUCCCAAUGUGCGGUUGGAGGAUGAGCACAGGGGCAUUGCGCUGAUGCAGUGCUUCCAGCCGCAGUUGGCCCAGUUUCAGGUGCAGAGUUUGGAGAAGAUGGUUGCGAAGAUGCGCGGGGUUGCGGUGGGGGAUAAGGAUGAGGGGAAUGAGGAGAAGGGCGAGUUUUGGAUCGAGGAGAAGUUGGAUGGCGAGCGCAUGCAGUUGCAUAUGGGCCCGGAUGAGGAGGUGGAUGGCGGCAGGCGGUUCCGGUUCUGGUCACGCAAGGCUAAGGAUUAUACCUAUCUGUAUGGGAAUGGGCUGUUCGACGAGAAUGGCGCGCUGACGAGGCACCUGGCCGGUGCGUUUGCCGACGGGGUCGAGAGCGUGAUUCUGGACGGCGAGAUGAUCGCCUGGAACCCCGAGCAGGAUGCCCCGGAGCCCUUUGGGACCCUCAAGUCGGCGGCCCUCGCCGAGCAGCGGAACCCCUUCGCCAAUGGCUCGCGGCCGCUGUUCCGGAUCUUUGAUAUUCUGUAUCUGAAUGGCCAUGACCUGACGCGGUACACGCUGCGGGACCGCCGGAAUGCGCUGCAGAAGAGCGUCAAAGACGUCCAUCGCCGGUUCGAGGUCCACCCGUACGAAGAGGCCACCAGCACCGCCGAGGUCGAGGCCUCGCUGCGUCGGGUCGUCGCCGAAGCCUCGGAGGGCUUGGUGUUGAAGAACCCGCGCUCCCCGUACCGGUUGAACGAGCGCCAUGACGACUGGAUGAAGGUGAAGCCGGAGUACAUGACCGAGUUCGGGGAGUCGCUGGACCUCGUUGUCAUCGGGGGCUACUACGGCAGCGGUCAUCGCGGCGGCGCCCUCUCCAGCUUCCUGUGCGGACUGCGGGUGGACGACUCGGCGACGUCGUCACAGCACCACGCCGCCGCUGAGCCGUCCAAAUGCUACUCGUUCUGCAAGGUCGGCGGCGGAUUCACGGCGGCGGACUACGCGAACAUCCGCCACCAUACGGACGGCAAGUGGAAGGAGUGGAACCCGAAGAAGCCGCCCCUGGCGUACAUGGAGCUGGCGGGCGCGGGCAACGCGCAGCACGAGCGGCCGGAUAUGUGGAUCAAGCCCGAAGACUCGGUGGUGCUCUGCGUCAAGGCCGCCUCGGUCUCGGUCAGCGAUCAGUUCCGCAUGGGCCUGACGCUGCGCUUCCCGCGGUUCAAGCGGCUGCGCGGCGACAAGGACUGGACGAGCGCGCUGUCGGUGCAGGAGUUCCUGGACCUCAAGUCCAACGUGGAGCAGGAGCAGAAGGAGAAGGCGUUCAACGUGGAGAACUUCCGCAAGAAGCGCCAGAAGAAGUCCACCAAGAAACCCUUGGCGAUUGCUGGGUAUGAUGAGAGGGCGGAGGUCAAGUCGGCCGGUCCGUCGGGGCAUAUCUUUGACGGGCUGAACUUUUUUGUCAUGACCGACUCCACUGCCCCAGUCAAGAAGACCAAGGCGGAACUGGAGCAGCUGGUGAAGAGCCAUGGCGGCAAGUUCUAUCAGACGAAUACGGCGGCUCCGGAUACGAUCUGCGUGGCUGAUAGAAGAACGGUCAAGGCGGCUUCGUUGCAGAAAACGGGCGAGGUGGACAUCAUUCGCCCGUCCUGGAUCCUGGACUGUAUUCGACAGAGUGAGAUCGACGCAGGUCUUGCGGACCUACUUCUUCCUACGGAGCCAAGGCAUAUGUUCUAUACAACACCGGAGAAGGAGGCGGAGGUGGCUGCGAGCGUCGACCGCUUCAACGACAGCUACGCACGGAACACCACGCUGGAGGAGCUGAGCGAGGUAGCUACCCAAUGCAUAUUGAAGAAGAUGGAGACGGAUGUCCCUCCCGGCAACUCCAAAGCCCUCGACAAACUCAAGGGACAUCUCUACGACCAGAUCAACGCUGGAUGGCCACUCCCCUGCGGCUGGCUCUUCGACGGUCUAGUCUUGUACUUCCCCGAGCUGGCACACCCAACCACCACGGAGGAUAGCCGUGACGAUGACCUCGGAGACAUGGGCAACCUCCAAUCCCACCACCACUACCACCCACUCCAGCUGACCAGAAACACGGCGCGGUUCGCCGGGGCUCGAGUGGUCGACACCGCCCAGGACCCGGCCAUCACCCAUGUCAUCCUCCAGCCGACGGGUCUGCCGGCGGCUGAGUACAGGUCCUUACGAGGGCAGUGGGCUGCGGCGGAUAGGAUCCCGCAUUUCGUGACUACGGGGUGGGUGGAGGAGAGCUGGAGGCAGCAGACGCUUCUGGAUGAGGAGAGUGUCUAUGACCCAAACUCGGACCAUCGCAGGAAAGGGGUGUACAAGAAAGACACCGACACUUUGCGAACGAAGAAUGCCACCUUGUUGACGCUGAUUCAAGCUUUGCUCAACUAUGAAGAGGAGGAUGCUUUCGACCUGGUCCGCCAGAUUCGGUCGUGCGACAGCUUGGAGGAUGUUGCGCAAUCCAUUCUCGGGCAACAAAAUAAGCCUUCGCUGGCCUCCGACACACCAGUCGCUAGCGGGGAUGAGGCCGAUCAAUUCGAGUCGGAGCUGUCGGGCAAGAUGAGUGAACUAAUGCUGGACGGCUCUCGAAAGCUCAUUGGCGGCACUUCCAACCUCAUUUACCUACCACCUGGAUCGGAGCUGAAUGAAUUCAAUCCCAAUGCGAACCACCAAGACCUGGGCCGGGGUAUUGACGCCUCGGUGUCACACUGGACCAGAGUCACUGAUGAUGAGAAGCUCAUAAGUCACCUUAUGCAGAUGUACUUUACCUGGCAUUAUCCAUUCUUCACAACUUUGUCUAGGGACCUUUUCUAUCGGGAUUACGUUCGCGGUGUUUCGAGUCAGUAUUGCUCGUCUCUGCUGGUCAAUACGAUGCUAGCGCUGGGCUGCCAUUUCAGCUCUUGGGAAGGGGCUCGUGAAGACCCGGGUAAUUCGGCGACGGCCGGCGAUCAUUUCUUCAAAGAAGCCAAGCGGUUGUUCUUCGAGAACGAUGAACAUGCGAACGCGAAGCUCUGCACCGUCCAGGCAUUGGCGCUGAUGUCUGUACGCGAGGCUGGAUGCGGGCGCGAAAGCAAAGGUUGGGUCUAUAGUGGAAUGAGUUUUCGUAUGGCUUCCGACCUGGGCUUGGACUUCGACUCCACCAGCCUUGGAGUGCGCAAUCUCAGCGAAGAAGAGAUAGAUGCGCGUCGGAUCACUUUCUGGGGAUGUUUUCUCUUUGAUAAAUGCUGGUCCAACUACCUCGGGCGCCAGCCGCAGUGGACCGUUGGGGACAUUGGUGUCUCCAUGCCGGAGAUUUUCCCCAACGAGGACGCUGCAAUGUGGUCGUCCUACACGGAUGCUGGAGGCGCGGAGGACCAGGCCCAGCCUUCGCGGACACGAGCAAUCGCAGUACAGAUAUCUAAGCUCUGUCAGAUCAAUGGUGACUUGCUUGUCUUUUUCUACGAUCUUAAGCCUAAGGACAAGCUUUCCUCUAAACAAACGGAGCUCAAGAAACUCAGUGAGAUUCACACCAGACUUGAAACCUGGAAGAAAGAUUUGCCUAAGGAGCUCGGCCCCCAAGACGGGCAGCUUCCGCAGGCGCUUCUCAUGCACAUGUUCUACCAGCUCCUUCUUAUACACCUCUAUCGCCCGUUCCUGAAGUACACCAAGUCCACUUCUCCACUUCCUCAGCAUGUCUCGCCUCGAAAGCUCUGCACUCAAGCAGCUUCCGCCAUCUCCAAACUUUUGAGGAUGUAUAAACGCACGUACGGAUUCAAGCAGAUCUGCAACGUUGCGGUAUACAUGGCUCACACCGCUCUUACGGUGCAUCUAUUGAAUCUUCCUGAAAAGAAUGCCCAGAGAGAUGUUGUGCAUGGUGUUCGGCACCUAGAGGAAAUGGGCGAAAGCUGGCUUUGCGCACGCCGUACGCUCCGGAUUCUUGAGAUUUCGGCCAACAAAUGGCAUGUCGAAUUACCCGCAGAAGCUGUGACCACUUUUGAAAGUACACAUGUUCGAUGGGGGUCCUGGGGCUCCUGGGAUCAGGCUCUGUCUCCUCCGGCAUCAGAAGAUUCCCCACCAACGAUAUCUAUGUCGUACCCUGAUUCGAAUUCCAGGGGAAUCGGCCAACCCAUGCCGCCACGGCACGCUGUCAUGGCUGGUCACGGCGGCAACUACAUGCACAAAACACCGGCCACCGCGGUCGGAUCAAUGGGUUCUCAAUUAUUACCGGAUCUCCCCGUUCCUGUUUCUGCGUCCGCUAUGCGUGCUGUCCAGCGGUCCUUGAACGCUCAGCUUGCUCAAGAACCCGCCCGGCUCCCUGAGCCGACAUACCUCCGGCCUGUCGCUCAUGCCUAUGCGCCAUACCGCAAUAUUCCCAUAUCUCAGGCUGAUAUGUGGUACAAUGAUGAGAAUAUUCGUGCGUUCAGCUCUGCACAGGAUAAUUCUCCGGCAACCACGACGUCGCCGGCCAACGAAUAUGGUGGUUCGGAAAAUUUGGUGGAAGAAAGCCAGGAUUGGUGGUCUCGCGAGUCACACCGUUUUAACUUUGGAAUGGACAAUUGGGUGCCAGACUGGAAUUCUAGCAUGUCAGGCAGGGCAUCAGCUGCGAAUCCCGAGAGCGCUCCGAACCCGCCACCACCCAUGAGAUUUGCGGUGGGAGCUCCAUCUGGCACCAGUAAUCCGGAUCAGUCUCCCACAACCCCUGGCUAUAAUAGCAUGCCUACGUCGGAAGCAUACCCCAGGCAGUGA